AUGCGUAAACGCAGUACGCCGGCUGCCUUGCGCACGGCUGCACCAGCAGCAGCCAUAGCACCUCAUCGAAUCCCAAUACUUCGCACAAUGUACAUAGUAGCCGCUACGGUGCUCUUCUUCUUCCUCAACCUCUAUUUUAUCUACAUUUACGUACAAAACAGCUCGAAAGACGAUGUGAUGAGGUCGUUUGAAAAGGCGGAGCUGCAGCAGCCGAGAGAAGAACCGCAAACGUCUCGACCAACCACACCUACGAUAAAUUUCCAUUCAUGUGACAUCAGUGACCCAUUGGCCCUUAGCGCUUUAUCAAGAGCCAAAACGGAAUCUUGUAGGAGGAAGGUAAGCAGAUAAUC
Molecule: messenger RNA, 350 nt
Organism: Cylicostephanus goldi
Lineage: Eukaryota; Metazoa; Nematoda; Chromadorea; Rhabditida; Strongylidae
Source: the annotation of a GenBank genome assembly